Molecule: messenger RNA, 2463 nt
Organism: Yamadazyma jaroonii
Lineage: Eukaryota; Fungi; Ascomycota; Pichiomycetes; Serinales; Debaryomycetaceae
Source: the annotation of a GenBank genome assembly
AUGAACAAACCUAAAACCAGACCCUAUGGCCAUUUCCCCUGUGAUUACCCCCAAUGUUCAAAGACCUUCUCCCGGCCAGACCAUCUACGUCGACACAAAAAGAACCACCAGUCGCCCCAGUUCCAGUGCAAGUUCCCGGGGUGUAGUCUUACGUUUGUGAGAUCUGACGUUAGAGAUAAGCAUAGUAGGAGACAUGCCAAUGCUAUGGCCAACGACAGUGCCAUGGCUCACGACACCAGCUCAAGUGGCACCGUUGAUAGGCUAGAGACACUUGAAGAUGACGGAAUAGUUGCUAGUACCAUCAGUGGUACCAAUGGUGGAAUGAAUGGUGCCAAUGACAGUAUGAGUUAUGGCUACCAAGCCUCAAGGCCAAUGCACGGUUCCAAUGGUUCCAUCCAUGGAUCAAUGCCUGGACCUGGUUCUUUACGUGGACCAGACACUGUCAACGGUGCUGGAACGCUCCCUGGAGUCCCAGGGACCGUCCCAGGCAAACCAUUGUCCCCCAGUGAUCUCAUAGAAUGGCUAUUCGACCCCAUCACCUCAUCAGAACCAUUCCAGGACUUCCACGGUGUGUCCCCCAUAUCCCUCCUCGAUUCCAUGUUCGCCAUAUCCCCCAACUUCCCUCACGCCAUCAACCGUACCACCGUUAGCGAGGGUCUCCGCCAAAGUCUAGUGGCCCUCAUACCGUCGUUAGACCUAAACUUCGACUUCGGUUUGUCCCAAAUACAACGAUGUUUGGAGAUUUACUGGCUCAUCUACCACCCCCAGUACCCAUUGCUACACAAACCUUCGUUCUCCAACGAAGACUCCCCACCGUUGCUCCUUCUCGCUAUGAUUAUGCUUGGGGCUGCGGUAUCACCUUGUACGGGGUUUAACGAGAAACCGGUGCUACGAGACCCCCAGGCUUUGGCCAUGGAGAUAGCCAGGCCGUUAAGAUGGCUCAUCUUCGCAAAUAAAGACUGUAGGCCCCCUGCUAAGACGUGGGUCAUUCAGAGUUUGCUCCUUCUAGAGACGUUUGAAAUUACCAGUAGCUCCCGCGAACUUCACGAGAGAGCUUACCUCCACCACGGGUCGAAGAUCCAGCUCCUACGACGGUCGCCAAUUUUAGGCGGAGACCCGUUGAAGGAUGACGAUGACGAUGGCGCCCCGCCUAAUCACAUUUGGAAGAAAUGGAUCGAAGUAGAAAGUAUGAAACGGGCCACUCUCAUGGCGUUCUACCUCGAUACCGUCAAUGCCACCGUCUAUGGCCACCUGGUGAUCUUGUACGCCCACCAGAUCAAAAUCUCCCUACCGUGCGAGGACGAGCUCUGGGAGUUCGAUAACUCUAAGCAGAUAGAGAGCAAGCUCAUCAACGACAAGCCACCUAAAUUCCUCAAUGCGUUGAAACGACUCCUCCACCGACAGAAGGUUGGUACCAGCUCCUUCGGGAGGAAGAUCUUAUUGGCAGGGUUGUUGACCAUUAUGUUUCAGAUGCAACAACGAGACCUCCAGUUGAGUUUCUUGGAAUGGAACCGAGUUAAGGAGAGUUGGAACGAGACGAUCUCCCUAGCCAUCGACGUGUGGCGGACGGAGAUUUGUGUGGGGAAUUGUUGCCACGGUGCGAAUUCGUUCAGUGCUGCCGCGAGUGGUGCUAGUGGCACCGCAAAUGGUACCGCGAAUGGCGCCAGUAUUUCUGCUGAUGGCACUGUCACCGCGAAUGGCACUAACAAUACCACCACCCUCCCACCAAUGCUCAGAGAUUCAGACACCCGAUGUAAGUUCAGUUUGUACCAUAUCUCCCAAAUUUACAUGAGAAUCACCCACUACGACUACAUAAUCUUUGCUGGGGCCCCUAGUCGUAUGAACGUCACUGCUGGGGACCAGGAAUACGCCGUGGUCAGCAAACGAGUGGUACAAUGGGCCCAAUCCCUCAACGGGAGGAUCUCAGUGGUUCACGCCUACUUGUUCCUCUUUGAGAUGAUGUUGAGUCCCGAGAACCCCGAUGUGGCCAUGUCCUACGACCCCAACACCGACCCGUUCCUCCACCGCAAGAACAUCAUGGCCAGUGCUAUCUUGGUGGUGUUUGCCUAUAAUUUUGUAUUGUAUGGGCCGGAGAGCGACCUCUUGUCGGACGAGUCCUCGCUGGUUCGCGGUGAGUAUCCCCAACGUGAGGAUGGCUACGCCUAUUUGAAGAGAAUCCGCCGAGACCUCUCGUCAGUGUCAGGGCUUCCCCCUAGUUUCACCUACCACAGUAGUACCAGCUCCGAAUUCCACGACAACAUCACCUUAUUGGCGUCCAAGGUCCCUCAGGUGACCAACUUGCACCAUAUCGUGGGACUCUUGAAGGUGUUCUGGACGUCCUACGCCACCAGCCAGUGGGAGAUCGGGGUAGAGUACGCCAGGUUGUUUGAGAAUUGCGUAGAGAGAUGUUUAGGGCGAAAGACGGUGGUGUGCGAGGGGAUGUAUGCCCGUGGAGCUGAGUAG